AGAAAGUUUGGGAAGUUUCACACGAGCCGUUCGCGUGCAGUUCCAGAUAUAAAUAAGACCCACACGAAGCCCAAACCAGUCAGACGCAUCGUCCGCUGGCAGCCGGUGAUCUCAGAUUCAGUGACAUCCUUUAGGCUGUCGCUCAUUCACGGGACACCCGUCUUCCGCAUUUCAACCCAGAGCGGAUUUUUGUAUCAACAGGAUUUGGACUUAAAACAAGACUACACUCAGGAAGCACGUUGUUCCCCGUCAUUAAUCACCAGCAGUGGACAAUUUUAUCAAUUUGCAGUGGUGCGCUUCUGGGAUAUUUGUGACUCAAGAUGCCUGCCGAUAUGAUGGAAAAAAACUCAUCCUCUCCGGUGGCUGCAACACCAGCGAGCAUGAACACUACACCUGAUAAACCCAAGACUGCUUCAGAGCACAGAAAGUCCUCUAAACCUAUUAUGGAGAAAAGAAGAAGAGCCAGAAUCAACGAAAGUUUGGGACAGCUGAAAACACUCAUCUUGGAUGCACUGAAAAAAGAUAGCUCCAGACACUCGAAACUUGAAAAGGCGGACAUCCUAGAGAUGACGGUGAAACAUCUCCGGAAUCUUCAGAGAGCUCAGAUGACGGCUGCCUUGAACACCGACCCCACAGUGCUUGGGAAAUACAGAGCUGGUUUCAGUGAAUGCAUGAAUGAAGUCACACGUUUCCUUUCGACCUGUGAAGGGGUUAACACUGAGGUCAGGACACGGCUUCUCGGUCACUUGGCCAGCUGCAUGACGCAGAUCAAUGCUAUGAACUACCCUACCCAACAUCAGAUCCCUGCUGGCCCUCCUCACCCCUCUUUUGGCCAGUCCAUGGUACAGAUCCCCAGCUCUCCUCAAGCGAACGUCAUGCCCAUGCCUUGCAAAGGCAGCUCUCCAUCAAAUUUACCUUCAGACGCUACAAAAGUGUACGGAGGCUUCCAGAUUGUACCUGCCACAGAUGGACAGUUUGCCUUUUUGAUCCCGAAUGCAGCUUUUGCGCCAAAUGGUCCGGUUAUCCCCGUGUACGCCAACAAUGUCAGCACACCGGUUCCUGUUGCGGUCUCCCCAGGCGCACCAUCAGGCAAUACAGACUCUGUGUGGCGACCCUGGUAAAAUCACUGGACUAAACUGAAAAACUUGUUGACACUUCUCUUUUUUUGUUCAAUGUUACAUGAGUUUGUUUGGAUCGUUUUUGUAUUGCAAUGCGUAAAUGAAAGAUGUAUGCACUAUAUUUGUAUAGACUAUACGGAAGUGAAGUUCAUAUUGAAAUGAAAUUUGUAUUGUUUAAGUCAUGUUCACUGCAUU
Messenger RNA from Osmerus eperlanus (European smelt), 1313 nucleotides. RefSeq names its product hairy-related 6 (gene hes1). Gene Ontology annotation, biological process: anterior/posterior pattern specification; regulation of transcription by RNA polymerase II; Notch signaling pathway. The record is from RefSeq and is a predicted model, not a curated record. NCBI's taxonomy places the organism in Eukaryota, Metazoa, Chordata, Actinopteri, Osmeriformes, Osmeridae. The transcript has 4 exons. The coding region runs from base 321 to 1121 and encodes 266 amino acids. Gene Ontology annotation, cellular component: nucleus. Gene Ontology annotation, molecular function: RNA polymerase II cis-regulatory region sequence-specific DNA binding; DNA-binding transcription factor activity, RNA polymerase II-specific; protein dimerization activity.